Molecule: messenger RNA, 13902 nt
Organism: Cordyceps fumosorosea ARSEF 2679
Lineage: Eukaryota; Fungi; Ascomycota; Sordariomycetes; Hypocreales; Cordycipitaceae
Product: ATPase, AAA-5
Exons: 1
Coding region: 1-13902 (4633 amino acids)
Biological process (GO): ribosomal large subunit assembly; rRNA processing
Cellular component (GO): preribosome, large subunit precursor; nucleus
Molecular function (GO): ATP binding; ATP hydrolysis activity
Source: RefSeq, a predicted model, not a curated record
AUGUCUAAUCUGGAAAGCUUCGCCAAGCUUCUACGAAAACCUGGGCCGAUUCUUCUCCAUGGCGCCUCUGGUGUUGGAAAGACGGCACUUGUCCGGGAGAUUGCGACUCAACUUGGGAUGCAAUCCGAAAUGGUCACACUGCAUCUGAACGAGCAAACUGACGCAAAGAUGCUCAUUGGCCUGUAUUCCACAGACUCCAAGCCAGGCAGCUUUCAAUGGCGCCCAGGUGUGCUGACGACGGCUGUUCAAGAGGGAAGAUGGGUCCUCGUCGAAGAUCUUGACCGCGCACCAACCGAAGUUCUCAGCACAUUGCUACCCUUGAUUGAGCGCAGCGAACUUCUAAUACCGAGCCGAGGAGAGACUGUCCGAGCAGCGAGCACGUUCCGCCUCCUCGCCACAGUUAGGACGUCCCGAGGUUUGAACGGUCGCGAAAACUUGCCCACGUCGGUUGGAAUGCGCUUUUGGCAGUCCCUCCACACAGAACAGCUUACGGAUUCGGAGCUCGAGCGUGUACUCGUCGAGACGCAUCCCAUCCUUCGAAAAUACACCACCGGAAUCUUAGCUGUACAUCGUCGGCUGGCCCGACUGAGCAGCUCCCCUAUCGCAACUGCGCGUGGACGCAGCGUGAUGGACAGGCGGCCUAACCUCAGAGAUUUGCUGAAGUGGUGUCGCCGGUUAAAAGAGUGCCUGCUAGCUGCAGGGUCAACAACUGGGGAGGAGCCCAUUUCUGAGACCACUAGGGACUGGAUGUUCAUGGAGGCUGUGGAUUGUUUUCUGGGAAGCUGCGCCGAUGCCGACUUGAGCAAGCAUCUUGCCUUUGCGAUUGCUGAAGAGAUGCACUUGUCUAGGGAACGGGCAGAACAUUAUUUGACUGCCAAUAUACCCCCCCUUAAUGAGAGUGAGACUCAGCUAGCAAUUGGUAGAGUUACCUUGAGGAAGAAGCGAGCUCAGCCAAAGGCUGCCAAGCCAAAGCAGCCGUUUGCAAGUACUGUGCAUGCCAAGAGGCUCCUCGAACAAAUUGCCGUGGCUGUGAAGCUUGAAGAGCCAGUGCUGCUGGUCGGCGAGACUGGUAUCGGCAAGACGACGGUUGUGCAGCAGCUGGCAGAGUCACUAGGCAACAAGCUAAUCGCGGUCAAUCUUUCGCAACAGAGUGAAGUCGGAGAUCUUCUUGGUGGAUUCAAGCCGGUCAAUGUUCGAAGUCUUGCAGUUCCACUCAAGGAGGAAUUCCAGGAUCUGUUUGAAGCAACCGGCAUCUCAGCAUCGAAGAACCAAAAAUAUUUGGAGCAGGUGGGGAAAUGCUUUGCCAAAUCGCAAUGGUCCAAGGUUGCAAAGCUCUGGAAAGAAGCACCUAAAAUGUUUGUCAAGAUUGUUGCUGAACUGGAGAAGGCUCAUGCGCAAGCCCAGAAAGAGCGGCAAGAUGAUGCCCAACCAACGAAGCGCAGAAAGACACAAUCCAAAUUGCAGAGCUUACUCGACCUCCGACCGCGUUGGGAGACCUUUGCCCGAAACCUGGAGCAGUUUGAAGUUCAAAUCGCCGCUGGACCCGGGGGCUUUGCCUUUUCAUACGUUGAGGGUAAUCUUAUCAAGGCUCUGCGGAAUGGCGACUGGGUGCUCCUCGACGAAAUUAACCUGGCGUCUCCAGACACUCUGGAAAGCAUCACAGACCUAUUGACCGGCCCAAAUGAGCGACCUUCGAUAUUGCUCUCGGAGACUGGCGAGAUCCAGAAGAUUAUUGCGCAUCCCAACUUUCGCAUCUUUGGUGCGAUGAACCCGGCGACAGAUAUCGGUAAAAGAGAUUUGCCAGCCGGAAUCCGUUCCAGAUUCACGGAGCUCUACGUCAAGAGUCCGGAUACCGACGAAAAAGACCUACUUCAAAUCAUCAAGACGUAUCUGGGCAGCACAAGCAACAAGAAUGACAAAGCCGCCAACGAUAUUGCGCGACUAUAUCUCAACACUAAAAAGCUGGCCGAGCAGAAGCGAAUCGUCGAUGGUGCCAACGAGGUCCCGCAUUUUAGCCUGCGAACCCUUACUCGCGUACUGACCUAUGUCAAUACUAUCGGAUCUCUCUACGGCGUUCGAAGAGCUCUGUAUGAGGGCUUCUCCAUGGGAUUCCUUACACUACUGGACCGUCAAUCGGAGGACAUGCUAGUGCCGCUCAUCUACCACUACCUGCUUGAUAGCCAUGGCGACCCCCAAUCACUUCUAUCGCAGCCCCCCAAGCAUCCCAACGAUGGCAGGAGCUAUGUGAGGUUUCAGAACAAGGCCCGUGAUAGACAGUACUGGCUCUUUCAAGGAGAAGAACAGCCUGUGGAAAGAGAUGACUAUAUUAUUACGCCCUAUGUUGAGCGCAACCUACUCAACCUGGUUCGAGCUACUUCCACACGACGAUUCCCCAUCCUCAUCCAAGGUCCUACGUCUGCUGGUAAAACCAGCAUGAUUGAGUAUCUUGCCAACUUUACUGGCAACAAAUUUGUGCGUAUCAACAAUCACGAGCAUACCGACUUGCAGGAGUAUCUCGGCACUUAUGUAUCUGGGUCAGACGGAAAACUCAAGUUCCAGGAGGGAGUCCUUGUUCAAGCAAUGAGACAUGGACAUUGGAUAGUUCUCGACGAGCUGAACCUAGCGCCCACCGACGUCCUUGAGGCGCUCAACCGACUGCUUGACGACAACCGUGAGCUGCUCAUUCCCGAGACGCAAGAAGUAGUCCGCCCGCAUGAAAACUUUAUUCUCUUCGCGACUCAGAACCCACCCGGCCUCUAUGGUGGACGAAAAGCUCUCUCGCGCGCUUUUCGAAAUCGAUUUUUGGAGCUACACUUCGAUGACAUCCCGGAGGAUGAGCUGGAGUUUAUCUUACAACAGCGCAGUCGCAACACAUCGCCGCCCGACUGCCGCCGUAUCGUGACCGUAUACAAGGAGCUCUCCAGACUUCGCCAAACCAGUCGACUCUUUGAGCAGAAAGAUAGUUUCGCCACGCUUCGAGAUCUUUUUCGAUGGGCACUGCGAGAGGCUGAAACUCGCGAGGACAUUGCUGCGCAUGGCUUUAUGCUUCUCGCGGAACGAGUCCGAAAUGAGGAGGAGAGACAGGCUGUGAAAGAGAUUAUUGAAAAGGUUUUCAAGGUGAAGAUUGACACCCAAAGGCUUUACUCCGCACAGCACGCACUCGAGUUGAGGAGUUUUGCUGCCCAGAAGAACGGUCAAGGUGUUGUCUGGACUCACGCUAUGCGCCGACUCUACGUCCUGGUUUCGCGGGCGCUGAAAAACAACGAACCCGUUCUCUUGGUUGGUGAAACUGGUUGCGGUAAAACUACUGUUUGCCAGCUCCUCGCGGAAGCACUCAAGAAAGAGCUGCACAUUGUCAACGCUCACCAAAAUACGGAAACUGGGGAUUUGAUUGGCUCCCAGCGACCAGUACGCAAUCGCGGAGCCAUUUUUGAUGCGCUGGACAAGGAUCUUGCUCUGGCGCUUAGACUUGCAGGCCUCUCCGUUCCUGAACCCCCUGAGGAGAAGUACCAGCUUUACGAAUCCCAAGCCAUCAAUAGCGACCAGGUCAAUAGCGAACUCAGAAGCAGAAUCGCCAGCAAUGCCACCAGGAGUAAAGCUCUCUUUGAGUGGUCCGAUGGCGCUCUUGUUGAGGCCAUGAGAGAUGGGCAAUUCUUUCUGUUGGAUGAGAUUUCUCUCGCUGACGACUCUGUUUUGGAGCGGUUGAACUCAGUGCUUGAGCCGCAGAGGACGCUGCUUCUGGCCGAGAAGGGCAGCACCGAUUCUUUCGUUGUCGGCUUGCCGGGCUUCCAGUUUUUCGCGACCAUGAACCCCGGUGGUGACUUUGGCAAAAAGGAGCUUUCGCCGGCUCUUCGCAACCGUUUCACCGAGAUUUGGGUCCCUCCGCUUUCCGGCGAUGAUGACAUUUACGAGAUUGUUCAGACAAAAUUGAAGGACGAUGUAAAGCAGGCUACCAAGACCAUUAUUGACUUUGCUGUUUGGUUUGGCGCCACGUUCCGCCCCAUGGCUACUACCCCAUUCUCAAUCCGUGAAAUCUUGGCCUGGGUACAGUUCAUAAACUCCGCCUCAGCUAGCCAUAUGCCAUUUGCGCUGGUCCAUGGAGCUUCGGCAAUCUUCAUUGAUAGCAUUGGUGCCAAUCCAUCCGCAGUCCUCGCCACAGAUACCCAAACGACACAGAGACAACGCCAACAGUGCCUCGAAAAGCUGACCGAAUUUAUUGGAGAAGAUGCCUCUCGUGUUUAUGAUUCCGAGCCAGAGUUCAAGGUUACCUCAGACACCCUGGCCGUCGGCUCGUUCAGCAUCCCUCGCGCGCCAAACGCCUCGCCUCUUGCAGAGUUUGCCUUCCACGCUCCGACUACCCGAAGAAACACUAUGCGAGUCGUCCGAGCUCUGCAGAUGCACAAACCCAUUCUUCUGGAAGGUAGCCCCGGCGUGGGAAAAACUUCUCUUGUCGCGGCCCUCGCCCAUGCCUGUGGCCAACCCCUCACUCGCAUCAAUCUCUCAGACCAGACUGAUCUCAUGGAUCUGUUUGGGACUGAUGUGCCUGUUGAGGGAACCGAGGCUGGCAAUUUUGCGUGGCGCGACGCCCCGUUCUUGCAAGCGAUGCAAAAGGGUCAAUGGGUUCUGCUCGACGAAAUGAACCUGGCUUCUCAAUCUGUGCUGGAGGGUCUAAAUGCCUGUUUAGAUCAUCGUGGUGAGGUGUACGUGUCGGAGCUCGACCAAGUCUUCAAACGCCACCCCAAUUUCCGCCUCUUUGCUGCGCAAAACCCUCAUCACCAAGGAGGUGGCCGCAAGGGAUUGCCUGCAUCCUUUGUCAACCGUUUCAUCGUCGUCUACGCGGAUGUAUUUACCGACGAGGAUCUCAAGCUCAUUGCGUCUCACAACUUCCCCAACUUGCCCGUUAACGUGGUCAGCAAGCUGAUUCAGUUCGUUACUGAGAUGGAUAAGCAACUCGUCCUGGAUCGCUCGUUUGGUGCACAGGGCGGACCAUGGGAAUUCAACCUGCGCGACGUGCUCCGCUGGCUACAUCUGCUCAACUCCCCCGACCCGGUUUUGCAACAAGGCCAAACUGACGAUUUCCUGGACAUCAUGGUCCGGCAACGCUUCCGACUGCCACGAGAUAGAUCCGAAGUCACCAAGCUCUAUACCCAGAUUUUUGGCACUGAACCGCGCGGCCACAGUCUAUAUCACGAUCUGAAUGCCGAUUCCAGCCAAGUUGGCCUCGCACUCCUCCCUCGCAACGCUGCCACACAACCUGAGCGCCUGCCAGCAAUCGACAUCGUCCCGCGCCUACCUGAGCUCGAAUCUCUCAUGAUUUGCGUCAAGCAGAAUAUUCCGUGCAUCCUCACCAGUCCGUCAGGCCAUGGAAAGACGGCGCUGUUGGAGUACGUUGCGGCCUUAUCCGGCAAGCCCCUUGUUGUGUUCCCGAUGAAUGCAGAUGUUGAUACGAUGGAUCUUGUUGGUGGCUUUGAGCAAGCUGAUCCUCUUCGCGAAAUUAACGCUGCUAUUCGCGACUUGCGCGCGUUUCUCCACGACUCCAUUAUGGCUAUGAUCCCGAACAAGCUUCCCAACUCGGUUCUAGCUUUACUGUACGAGGUCGACAAUUUCUCCGGCGACAGCGACGAAAUUUCGCGUAUCCAAGACUCGAUCGUCUCCAUUCUUCACGAGCUUCCCGCCGACUCGGAUGUGAGCAUUCAACUCUCCAAAGCUGCCACACUUCUCGCGCAACCCCUGGUGCUCAAAAACCCAAGAUUUGAAUGGCUUGAUGGAGUCAUAAUCAAAGCUCUAGAAUCUGGGAAGUGGCUGGUCCUGGAUAACGCAAACCUUUGCAAUGCAUCUGUUCUAGAUCGGUUGAACUCGCUCCUGGAACCCAGUGGCUUCCUAAGUGUAAACGAGCACUGUGGACCAGGAGGCGAACCGCGGAUCGUGAGACCCCAUCCGGACUUCAGAAUCUUUCUCACGGUAGACCCAAGAUAUGGCGAGCUGUCCCGCGCAAUGCGCAACCGAGCUGUCGAGAUUUAUCUAUGCGAUAGCCCUCCAAGUGUGCACUCCAGCCUCCAUUACAUCGCACCUAUCGAGAGCGGUCUCCAGGGAUACCUUGCAGCCCUGGAUGCUUCAAAGUUGCUGGCGCAGAAUGACAUGCCGUCUAAGGCUUUAGAAAUUUCUCUCCAAAAUCUCAGCCUUCAGGAUCUAUCUAUUCUCUUGCGCUUCAUGAACGAGUUCGGACAAGAGCCAGCACUCGCGACCAGCCUGCAGCAUUUUGUCGGCUUUCUACAGUCCCCCAGCGGGAUUUAUGCUCUAGAGAAUGUCUCAGAUCUCUAUUCCAGUCUGCCUGCGAGCCUUAUCGGAGGUAUAGCCCACUCCCAACCAGUCCACCCGUUGAAUAAUUACGCUGUGUCGCGCAUGGCACAGGCCGGAAAGUCGGUGGAAUGGGCUGCGAUAAUUUACGAUGCCUCAGUGGAAAUAUUCGGUAUUCGAAAAACUAUCGAGCAUCACGCCUCCCUGGCUCGGACUUCGAAACUCGCCGCUUUGAACAGACUACAGCGAUCCCUUGUUAGUGGUCGUGUUGCCGUUGUGUCAAAGGACUCUACUGUCAGGUUGGCGGCCUUCAUGGAGGCCGUGCUGACAGCUAUUCAUGCGUACCUUGGCAACACACCAUCCAAUGAGCAUGACGCCUCUGCCAGAUUCCUAAGUCUGGUAUGGAACUACGUUGCACGCACAAUCACAUUGGUUACCGAGGAAAUCAUGGACGAAGCUAAGUUCCAGGCUCACUUGAUCCAAGGCACACGACUGCUCAAGAAGCAAGUCGCAAAGAUCGCGUCUCCAGAACUCUCUUCCCUUGCUUCUCACAUCCUUGGCAAGUUACAAAGUGAUUUUGCCAGCGGAUUCAAAUUGUCGACAGGUCUUAGCAUGGAACAGCUUUGGAAUACUCUUCGGCCGCUUCCCAUCCCUAGUAAAUUCAUUUACGACGAGGUGCUCAAGCUCGAUCACCUUGUGACCAGGUUUGACGAGCUGCGUUGGAAGACAAGAGCUAGUAUUACAGAGCUUUCCAAGGCCCAGCAGACCCUAGAGCAAGCAUACUCGAUUGUCCGAUCAGGCGCCAACAGCUCCGAUGAACUCGUGCGAGAGCUUUCUGCGGUUGUUGAAUCUCUCGAGAGUCAAACAGGUGACGAAACAGGAAAACGAAUUCCUUUCUUUGCGUCGCAAUUUGAAGGCCUUCGACAAAUUGAUAUGCUGCGUCCGAAGCCCACUGCCGAUGCUGGAAACUAUGAGCUCUCUAUGCUGUCCGACAUCUCAACUCGAGCCCGGUUAAUGCUCGCAAGCACGUCUGGCCCUGCAUCCUGGCUUCAGUAUAUCGACUGCUUGGUUCAUCAAAACCAGUAUCCUUGGGAUGGACGCUUGAUGCUGUCUACUUGGCACAAGCUCGAAAGCAUCGGCUCGGUCACAUUGAACUCCUUGCAGCUGCUCGAGACUGAGCUGCCAGCCCUGGGCCGACACAUGGCACAAAUGACUGCCAACAUCUCCACCAACCCUGCCGUCCAGCUAAACAGAGUCCUGCAAAUUCUUCUGCUUGAUGUUUUUGCCAGCCAUGGCGAAUCAUCUCGUGCUCUUGGACUUGAGCUCUUUUCCAAGGCUUCAGAGUUCAGCACCACAGUCGACGGCUGCGAAGACGUCCUGCGGGAUGUUUGUGCUGCAAAGGAACAGCUGCCUGCCCACCUUUUACAAACUGUUCUCCAGCACUUCAUCCCGGCGAUUGUCGGCAUUGCUGCUUCGACCACGUCCGGCAGCCCCAGCACAUGGCAGUGUGGCUUGGCCUGGGUUCAAUUUACCAUUGGACUCACAAAGCUUUACGUCCCCGACCGUAUAAUUGACCCCCAACUCAGUCCCAUGAUGGAGCGCCAAUUCUUUGAGCAACUUGAAACCUUGUUGCGCGAGAAGCUCUCACAUGUUCAGGCUUUCAACGAAAUCUUUGCUGGCCAGCUCACAAGUACCAGAGAGCAGCUUCUUGCUGACGAGAUAAAUCAGCUGGACCCGCUCCCCGAAGAGGUGGUUGCGGUCUUCAGACCUGAACGGUCCGAAUUGAGCCAAAUUCACGCCGAGUUCUCCAACGUCCUCAAAUCUAUUGUGGGCUCCAAUGUUCUCACGACACUGCAGCCUCGAGCGGACUCCACAGAGGGCGAAAGUGGCCUCCCCUUGCUGAAAGAAAAUAUCAUGAGACUACUUGAUCGCCUUGGGGCCCGAUUCCAAGCAUACCAGGACAUCACAAGACCAGUUUCAAGUCUGCUGCGCUGCUUCCUUAUCGGAUUAUCACUCUGCGAGUCCACAAACGCUGCGAAGCUGGACAGCCCUCUCCAAGCCAUCGCGAAUGCAACACCUUACCUUGGUGGUCUUCACAUGAGCGGAUUCAUUGCGGAGGCGGACAAGUCAUUCGAAUUUCUUGAUGUUGUGAAUAGCAAAACUGCCAUCAACGGCCAGUCGGAGCUCGACGAUGAGUUGCGACAGCGAGUCUUCGAGUGCUUCCACGCCUUCUUUGACAACUGGAGCAAGCGCCUCGAAGCAGACAAGAGGGAAGAAGCUGCCAAGACUAGCAUGUACCGAUUCCGCGGCUCGUUGGAAGACGAAGAAGAAGUGGAUGCUGAAGAGUUCAACGAGCUGUUCCCAUCAUUCGACGAAGAGAACCCCUCCGCCCAGCCCAGCAAAAACAAGGACGAGGUUCGCAACAUGUCGUUGAGGGUGGCGGAAAUUCACAAGAAGCUAUUCUUAGAAAGCGAUGGCCCUUCUGCCGCCCUUCGCCGUGCGUGCUUUAGCAUUUGCAACCGCAUUGUGCGUGAAUCGGGAGGCCAUGCCAACCUUGACGGGGAUUUGCAGAGCAGAUUUAUUGCCCCUGUUAUUCUUCUUCUGAGUGAAAAAGUUCACGAGCUUCAAACGCCACCGAUAGACAAGACCUACAACUUCUACACACACGCCAACCUUACCGAAGCGCGCCAAUUGGUCGCUGUUGUGCAUGAUAUUCGGGCCAAGUUCCGAGAGCUGCAGAUGGUUGAUGAAAUCGGCCACAUGCAGCCCUUAGCGGAUGUCAUUCAAGCAUGUGAUGGAGUGCUAGAGAUUGUUCAUACUGAGCCCCUCGCCAAGAUUGUGCACAAGGUAGAGCACCUGCACGCCCUUGUUUACGAGUGGCAGUUUGGAGGCUGGGCCAGCCAGAAGUACGGCGUCCUGAACCUACACAACGCUCUGACUGGAACAAUUAUCCGCUGGCGCAGACUUGAAUUGUCCACGUGGGGAAAUCUCUUCGACAUGGAAAAGACCAAGUGCGAAGAGGACGCUUACUCAUGGUGGUUUAUUGCCUAUCAAGUAAUCAUCGCCGUACCACUUUCAAUGGUAGACUCCAGAUCCGAGCUGCAGACAUACGCGAUAUCUCUUCUGCAAAGCUUGCAGUCAUACUUCUCCACGUCCAUCAUUGGACAGUUUCGAACGCGAGUCUCCUUGCUCAGACAGCUUUUGGCCCAUUUGAAAGCCCUGGUUCAAGACUACCCCAACCUUGCCAUCAUCACGCAGGCUGUUGCCAACUUCCUCGCUUUCUAUGCAAGGUUUGAGACUGUUGCAGACAAGACUAUCGCGGCGGGUCGUGCGCCAAUUGACAAGAAAAUGAAGGAUGUACUUCUCAUGGCCAGUUGGAAGGACACGAACAUCACAGCUCUCCGCGAGAGCGCAAAGAAGUCCCACCUCAAGCUGUUCCGUAUUGUGCGCAAGUUCCGCGGGGUUCUUGGCCAAGAAAUGAAGACUGUGAUUGCGCAAGGUUUGCCCGACGAAACGACCUUCCCCGGAAAUACUAGUCUCGCGUCUCAAGCCGAGCCUGCCGUUUCGACUGAGAUGUUGACGCUGCUGGAGUCAAAUGCCCCUGGUUGGCUUUCUAGCCACAAGCGCCUUGCCAACGUCACAAAGACAGUUUCGGUGAUGAACAAGAUUGCCAACACCCCCCAAAUCACCGGAACAGUCGCCGACAGCCUCGAGUUGUAUCUAUAUAGCCUAGAAGAGUCCAUGGCAGAGCUUCGCAAGGAAACUCCGGUACAUCUAACCGAGGAAAACAAGACGGAAGUGAAGCAUCUCAAGACAAGAAAGCGUAAGCUCUUUGCCGACACCUUACGAGAGCUACGCAACAUGGGCCUCCGGUACAACCUUGCUCAAGAACCCCUUGCAGAGCAAGACUCGUUGGCGGUGGUCCUUGCAUCGGGUGCCAAUAUUAUUCUGGACAGCUCCGCCUCUUUCAACGAAGCCGAAUACUAUUUCCACAAGAUGCUGGACUUGGCACCUAAGGUCCGGGAUGCGGCGCGUGACCACUCCGAAGAUCUCACAUCUGCUGAGGUAACCCGCAGCAUCGGCUUUGUUGAAGGUUUCAUCUACCUGUCUCGAUCCCAACGUCGAACUAUCGCCGCGGCCACUAGAUCUCUCAGUGCUCUUCAAUGCGCUGUGGCGUCGUUUACUGAGUUGCGACAUUUCGAGAAACUGGGCCACCUGCGGAAUCAGACCGAAGAGAACAAUUGCGAGACCCUGCUGCCCUGGGUUGUGCAGCUACUAAGAUUCGGCAUUGACCUGGUGCGUUCUCACGGAAAGCUCCUCGGCACUGGCCACGAUUCGGUGUUGGAAAAGCUCCAGGUCUGGGUUGGACGCUUUGAAGGCUACCUCAAGACACUGCACAUGCUGCCGAAUUUACCGACAAACCUGACAUCAGACUCAUACGAAGCAACGCACGCAAAUGUGUCUAGUGCGCUUGUUCAGAUGCGGUCGGAGUUAGCAGACAUGAUGCGGCAAUCCCCCAACUUGUCGUUCGUCCUUAGUUACAUCUCAAGCUGGUCGAAUACAGAGAUUGAAGCGAAAGACUCUGAGCUGCUCAAUGUUCCUCUAGUCAACUUCGGAGGCAUUCUGGCAAGGCUUAGCGACACCGUCUUGGUUGCUGUGGAGGCAGCCAAGAAGAAGGCCUUUGAGGUUUCGACAAAUGAAGAAGAGCCAGGCUGGCUCGUCCUGCACAAUGAUGGUUUGUACUCAGUGCUUAAGCACCUUCGCAUGGAUGGAUUUGCCAAGAGCGUCGAACAGGCCCUGCAAUUACUUGAGAAAUUGGAUAUGAGCUCAACAGCGACAAGUAGCGCGGCCGCUGGUAUGAUUGCGGUUGUCUCGUCAAUUUUGCAAGAAUUUGUCUACCUCUGUCAAAAGUCAGCCGAGAAUGCCCUUAAUCUGCACAAAUCUACAACACAUAUGGGAUACGUCUUGACCCGCGCUUUUACUCAAAUUGCUACCCAAGGUUUCUGCACCCCUCAUGAAAAAUCAGACGAAACGUCGGGAGAAGGUAGCGUUGAGGCGGGUACUGGUCUUGGCGAUGGAGAGGGUGCUGAGGACAUAAGCAAGGAUAUCCAACCUGACGAGGACCUGUCUGAGCUCGCGCAGGAGGCGAACCAGGAAAAGAAUGGCGAGAUGGAGGAUGAGAAGGAUGCUGUUGACAUGGCUGAUGAAGAACUCGAGGGCGACAUGGGAAGCGUCGAUGGUGCGGAUGACGAAGACGAAGGAUCCAAGAACGGGGAAGAAGAGGAGGAAGAAAAUGAAAUGGAUGAGGAAGCAGGCGAUGUUGACGACUUGGACCCUACUGCCGUGGACGAGAAGAUGUGGGAUGGCCAAGACGAAGAAAAGGCCGACAAGGACCAGCAGGGAGACAAGCCGCACGGUCAAAAGAAGGACGACGAUCCAAUUCCUGAUGAGACCAACCCUAGCAAGGAGGAAGCUGAAAAGCAGGCUGAUGGUGACGACAACAAGGAUGAUGCCCAAGAGGAUGAAGCUGUGGACGAAGUUGAGGAGGUUCAGGCCCAGGACGAAAUGAACAAGCAAGACCGAAAUGUCCAAGAAAAUGACACCCUUGCAUUACCCGAGGAGAUGGAUCUGGAUCUGAAGGACGAGGAAGAAAUGCCUGGCGAUGACGAUCUCGACGACCUUUCUGAUGUCGAUAAAGAUGAACCUGUCCCUGAACAGGUUGAAGACAAUGCCGAUGAAGAUGGGGAUGAAGAAACUGGUAAUGAGACGCAACAGAAGGCUGCUGCUCCCGAAGAAGAAGAUGACGAAAGGGAUGAAAAUGAAGUAGAGGAGAAGGAUGCCGAUGCUGUUGGUGAAGAUAAAGUUGACGAAGAUGUCAAGGAGGAACCGGAGCAAGAGGAGAAAACGGAUGAGGAGCAGCCAGAGAACGCCCAAGAUCAGUCUGACCCGGCAGAUGCAGCUGAGCUUGACAAUGCAGCGCCAAGCGACGUCAAGAACUCUGGACAGGACCAAAACAAGGACGCAAAGGAGUUGGAUGACCAAUUCCAAGUUGAUGCGGCGGAGCAAAAUGAGGGUGACAUGGGAGACGCUGGUGCCGAUGAGAAUACCAGCUCUGGAAACAAGGGCGCCGUUUCGCAGACAGAACAUCCGGCGGAGCAACAAGAUCACGAUGCAGCAGAGCCCGAGAGCGCGCGCAAUGACCCUUUCAAGAAGCUGGGUGAUGCUUUAGAACGCUGGCACCGUCAGCAGUCUGACAUCAAAGAGGCUCAACCGAACGAGGACGUCAAAAAGGAACAGGCCAGCCAACCGGAUGAGCAGACGCAGCGAGAAUUCCAGCACCUGCAAGACGACAGCACUGCACCCGAUACUCAAGCCAUGGGCACGGCAGACAACGAAGAUAUCCAACCGAUGGAUGAAGCCAUGGCCAUUGAUGAGGAGAAGAAGGAUCCUGAGAGCCGCGUCACUGAAGGAGCUGACGAGCAAGAGCCGGAUGAAGUUUCCGACGAGAUGGAUACGACAGAGGCAGACGGCACCAAGGCUGACAACGAGCGGGAGGACGACGGCCGAUCCGGUGUCAAGACGCGCCAGGGCAACUUCGACAGAGAACCAACACCCGAAGAGGAUGGCGUCGAAAAGCAAGAGGUAGAUGAAGACGAAUUCCUGCAAGACGCCUCGGAGAAGCUUUCCGCCACGCACAUCUCCGAAGAAGACCGUCCGCUCCGCGACUUUGACGCCUGCCUGCACGAGUGGUCCGACUUUCAGAGCAAGACGCACAGCCACUCCCUCUCGCUGACGUCGCAGCUGCGGCUCAUCCUCACGCCGUCGCAGUCGACCAAGCUGUCCGGCGCCUUCCGAACCGGCAAGCGGCUCAACAUCAAGCGCAUCAUCCCGUACAUCGCGUCGAGCUACAAGCGCGACAAGAUCUGGAUGCGGCGCAGCGUGCCGACCAAGCGCACGUACCAGGUGCUGCUGUGCGUGGACGACUCGCGCAGCAUGGGCGAGUCGUCGUCGGGCGCGCUGGCCAUGGAGUCGCUCGUCAUGGUCUCGCGGUCGCUCGCGAUGCUCGAGGUCGGGCAGGUCGGGGUGCUCGGCUUCGGCGCUGACGUCUUCGCCGCGCACUGCCUGUCGGACCCGUUCUCGGCCGACGCCGGCGCCAAGGUGCUGCAGCGGUUCUCGUUUGGCCAGGACCGCACGGACAUUGCGCGGCUGAUCCGCCGCACGAUCGACACGUUCCGCCUCGCGCGGCAGCAGCAGUCGGGCGGUGGUGCCGGGGCGGACCUGUGGCAGCUGGCGCUCAUCUUGUCGGACGGGCUGACGCCGUCGUCGGCGCACGACGAGAUCCGCAGGCUGCUGCGGGAGGCAAUGGAGGAGCGCAUCAUGGUCGUCUUCAUAAUCAUGGACGACAGGGACAAGAAGGCCGGCGACAGUGUGCUGGAGCUCAAGGAGGCCCGGUUCGUCAGCGACGGCAGUGAGAGCAAGGUGGUCAUUGAGCGCUACCUCGAUACGUUUCCGUUCCAGUACUACCUGAUUGUGCACAACUUGGAGGAGCUGCCGAGCGCAUUGGCCGGCUUGUUGCGUACAUGGUUUGCAGAGGUUAAUUCGUGA